This is a messenger RNA of Aedes aegypti (yellow fever mosquito), 3058 nucleotides long. RefSeq names its product protein SON. Gene Ontology annotation, molecular function: RNA binding. Gene Ontology annotation, biological process: regulation of cell cycle; regulation of mRNA splicing, via spliceosome. The transcript is spliced from 3 exons. The record is from RefSeq and is a predicted model, not a curated record. Lineage: Eukaryota; Metazoa; Arthropoda; Insecta; Diptera; Culicidae. Bases 132 to 2882 code for a protein of 916 amino acids.
GACAGCAUAACAAACUUCGCGACAAACUUUUGACAGCCGUGAAGUUCUAGAAGAAAAUGCUGCAAAAGCCGUGCAAAGUUUACAAAUUUUAUCAAAAUAUACUCAAAUAUUGUCUUAUUUUCUGCUAAAAAAUGGAUGGAACCGACAGUUCUAAGGGAGAAAAAUCUUCCUCCACCACGACCACAAGUUCGUCGACAACUACGGCGGAAAUGUUUCCACUGAACAUAAAAAUCAAGCAAGAGAAAACCACCAGCUAUGAAGACUCAAGUAAGUCCGAAACUGUUGAUAAGCUGUCCAUCGAUUUGAAUCUGUCGAACAUAUUUUCGUCGACGACUACAACCAAAACGGCUGCGGCAUCAACUGCUCCUGCUCCUCCUGCACCGGACUCAUCGAAUGAUACCGAAAAGGAAGUCAAAUCCGUGGAGCCCCUGAAAUCCUCCAACGAGAUACUGACGGAACUGUUCAAGGUGUUUAAUGCGGCUCCACCGGAAAUAAUAGACGAUGAUUCGAACGAUGGCGAGGAUAAGAAAAAAAAGAAAAAGAAACAUAAGAAAAAAUCUAAGAAGAAAAAAGGCGGAAGCGACAAGGAAUCUUCUUCCGCUUCGGAUACUGAGGAGGAGGGCGAAAUAAAGCGGAAAAUAAAGAAGAUCAAAAAGGAAAAGGAUAAAGACAAAGAGAAGGAAAAGCAGAAGAAAACCAAGACGAAGGAAAAACACAAAGCACAGGAGGAAACGAAAGAGACCAAGAAAGUGAUAGUAAAAACGGAAAUGUCGUCUGUGGUGGUCAAGAAGGAACCAAAAGACGACUGGUACAGUUCGAGAGACAGCAGGGAACCGUCUAGGGGCGCUAAGGAUUUUCAGCAGCACCACCAUCAUCAUCACCGGCAUAGCUCACGCGAUGAUUAUCACCCGCGGAUCAAGCAGGAAAAGGAGGAUCGUUCUUAUAAAGAUACGACAUACGACAGAGAACGCGAACGAGAUCGAGAACGCGAGCGGGAGCGGGAAAGGGAACGAGACAGGGAACGAAACCGGGAAAAGGAACGAGAAAAAGAGGAUCUCAAAUCGAGAAAUAAGAUUCAAAUCAAAAGUCUGAAGGACAGUGCCGUAUUCAAGGAAGCGGCUUCCCGAGAAAAGGAAAGAGAACGCGAAAAGGAGAAAGAACGGGAAAGAACGCGGGACAGAGACAGGCGGAACGAUCGGUCCGAUUCGAAGGAAAUGAGAAAAAGACGUUCGGAAUCGGAACUUUCCUUGUCAGAUGAAGAACCAUACCGGCAGGGCCGGUAUUAUGACUUUUAUCAGAAGAAGUACAAUUCAUUCUACGCUAGUUAUAAGGAGGAAGACCACUAUAGAGACCGCAAAAGCAGAAGAAGCGAGGAUCGGGAUAGGCACAAGCACAGAUCGAAGUCCAGAUCUCGUUCCCCGCAGUUCGAUAAGCAAAAAUUAUUAGAAAUUGCUAGGAAAAACGCUAUAUCGAUGCUCAAGAAAGGAACACUACCUGGAGCUCAGGGAUUGGAUAAAGAGUCCAAAGAAAAGCUGAUUAUGAAGAUGAAAAGCAGCGGCAAAAGUAUUGAAGAGCUGACAGAAUACUGUAAAAAGAUUUCUGACAAAGAGAAUCUUAACGAGCUGUCCAGUGUGUCAUCUGACGACAGCGAUCACGAUGCAGAAGGCGGAUCGAAAGCAUUCCACCAUCCUUUCCAGAUUAAAGAUCCUGGUCCGAUUGUGAUGAACAUAAAAAACUCGGUCCCAUUGCAGCCGAAAACUGCCGAGCAGUCAAAGGCUCUCAUGUUACAAUUCCCAGUUUCUUCGGGAGCGCAACACAAAAAGAUGGAGAGUGAUUGGAUGCCCGUGGAACCGAAACCGGCCGCGCUUGUAGCAGUUGUCCGGCCCGAAAAGCCAGUGUCAAAAUUCCCACCAACAUCAGCUUCAUUCGUUUCAUCAUCGGAGAAACAGCAACCAGCUUACACUCCGGUCAACCCGCCUCCUGGGCCGCAGGUUCUCCCUCCGGAACUGGCGCCACCAGGUCCGUCGUCCGCACCUCCAAUUGUACCCGUUCCAGUCCAGGUUCCGGUUCCUGUUGCUCCAUUGAGUGAUACAGCACUACCGGCUAUAAUGCCCGCGCCAGGACCUUCAGGAGAAACACCAACUGUCUUCCCCACAAAUCAUGAAGCAAACAAGCUGGACGUGUCCACCAUCAUCUCUAAUCGCUUGAAUGCCAUGCGCAAACUGCAAGACAAUCCUGCGGACGCUGAGGCCAUCAAACUACUGUACAACACUCAAAAGGACAUGUCCGCCUGGGCAUCCUCCAAAUUUACCCCCGGGCAGUUCUUUGGAUCAACAGGUGUUCAAUGUUUAACGCCUCGCGAGCUCGCCGAAGGAUACCAACCUUGGGCCAAACGUGAUUCAAUGAAGCAGACUGCACCCGUCACCGGUGGAAUGGGAAUGCACCUGUUACAGAAGAUGGGUUGGGUUCCCGGGGAAGGUCUCGGUAAGGAGAAGAACGGUUCACUGGAACCACUUCUGCUGGACGUAAAACUGGACAAGCGUGGCCUGGUGGCAAGUGCAGAGGACCAUCAGCGUCAAGUGCAGUUCCAGAUACAGCAACAGCACAGCGGUCGGCGAGCUAGGUUUAUGAGCGUGAAAAUUAACACCGAUGGCAAACACCCGGUUUCAAUUCUGGGCGAGUACUGUAGCAAGCGCAAAUGGAUGCCACCACGGUAUGAUUUGGUGCACGAAAGCGGUCCGGGCCAUGCGAAGAACUUCGUGUUCAAGGUGAUCGUCAAUGGGCUGGAGUACCAACCGGCCAUUGCCAACAACACGAAGAAGGAAGCCAAGGCAACGGCGGCCAAGUUUUGCCUGCAACAGCUGGGCAUUUUGCAGUCGUAAAUGGUAAGUGAUUUUACUCUUUAGGUACUAAUGUCUUCGGUGUAACUUCCUUUUCCGUCGUACGUUCGAUGUAUUUGUUGGAUAGAUUUUUGUGGUUUGCGAUGGCAAUAUGCGGAACAUGAGCAACCUGAAGUUGAUCACAGCUCCUAAAUAAACUAAGCUAGAGUUAAUCGUAA